Messenger RNA from Meloidogyne enterolobii, 402 nucleotides. NCBI's taxonomy places the organism in Eukaryota, Metazoa, Nematoda, Chromadorea, Rhabditida, Meloidogynidae. The record is from the annotation of a GenBank genome assembly.
AUGGAUACAGUUAACCUAAUUUUCAUCAGGAAUUUAAAAAUUAAUUUCCGUCGUUAUUUGUUUAUGGUGUUUAUUACUUUAUUUGUGCAAUCAUUUUUUAUAUUGGAUAUGAUUCUUUUUCUUAUUCCAUAUUCUAAUGGAGGCAUUAAAUAUUUUGAUAAUUUUGACAAAACUUGGCCAUUUAUUCAAUUUAAAAUGGAAACGUUAAAUGCUUUAUCACUUUCACCUAUUGCAUUAAAUGAAAUAUCUGCAUAUUUAAUAAUAUUUAUUUGUGGAUUCAAGAUGGUUAGAUAUGUCAAUUUAAACACUAAUUUUGAUGGAAAUUUAAAAAGAUUGAAUAAACUUUUAACAAAAGUUUUGAUUAUUUUGGUAGGAUUUAAUUUUGUUGAAAAUUGGAAUUAA